AGUGUUGGUACUAUCUGCGUACUUUGGAGAUGAUGAGGUAAUAAACAGAGUCAGAAACUUGGCAAUAAACAAUAACAAAAUUUAUCGAUGAAGAUUAGUGGAAAAAUUUCAAAAUGGGUCGAAAAUGUUCGGUAAAUGAUUGUAUUAAUAAUGUUUCCAGAAACAUUUCAAAAUCAUUCUACGGUUUUCCCAAAGACAGUGAAACAUGUUUGAUGUGGGUAAAAUUUUGUGGCUGCAAAGACCUGGAACGGAUAUUCUUCAGCGAUGGUCCUUCGGGUUUGUGUAAAAGACGGAUAUGCUCGGAUCACUUCGCAACAGAGUCGUUUCGAAAUGCACAGCUACUAGACAGAGGGAUUCUAGCUGGCGCUGUUCCAGUUUAUCCGGCCCAUCAGCGGAAAGAAGUUGUAGGCGAAUUCGUCAUAUUCCACCUGUAUUUUAAUGAUUAGCAUAGUUUUAAUAUUUAAGACUUGAUAAUUAGACGAAUGUAAUUACAGAAUGGUCAUAUUUCUUUAUGCAA
Messenger RNA from Armigeres subalbatus, 517 nucleotides. RefSeq lists its product as uncharacterized. Lineage: Eukaryota; Metazoa; Arthropoda; Insecta; Diptera; Culicidae. The transcript has 4 exons. The record is from RefSeq and is a predicted model, not a curated record. The coding region runs from base 114 to 446 and encodes 110 amino acids. Gene Ontology annotation, molecular function: sequence-specific DNA binding.